This is a messenger RNA of Diplodia corticola, 2394 nucleotides long. RefSeq names its product c2h2 finger domain-containing protein. Gene Ontology annotation, biological process: rescue of stalled cytosolic ribosome; protein ubiquitination. Gene Ontology annotation, molecular function: ribosome binding; ubiquitin protein ligase activity. The record is from RefSeq and is a predicted model, not a curated record. NCBI's taxonomy places the organism in Eukaryota, Fungi, Ascomycota, Dothideomycetes, Botryosphaeriales, Botryosphaeriaceae. The coding region runs from base 1 to 2394 and encodes 797 amino acids. The transcript is spliced from 3 exons.
AUGGCGGAUGCGACUGAGACCCCGGCAGGCGGCGCCGCUGCCCCCGCAAAUAGCGCGCGUAGAGGUCGUGGCCGUGGCGGCUCCCAAGGCGGCAACAGGCAGAGCAACGACAACCCCGCGUCCGGCGAAAGAGGUCGCGGCAAGGGGGGACGUCGCGGAGGGCGAGGCCGUGGCAAUCGCGGAGGACGCAACGCGGAUGCGGACGGAGAUGGAGCUGGAGACAAUGCUCGUGCCCCGGCCACUAGGGGAAACUUUGGCGCUCGUUUGACUGCGGACGCAAAUUCCACCACGAACGGUACGGAGUCCAAGGGAAAAGAGCCUGUAACCGCGGCGGAGGACGAGGAUGAGGGAGAGGUUUGCUUCAUUUGCGCAUCUCCCAUCCUGCACCAUGCUGUAUCGCCUUGUAACCAUCGUACCUGCCACAUUUGCUCCCUCAGGCUGAGGGCACUGUACAAGACCAAGGCUUGCGCGCAUUGUCGAACACAGUCGGAUUUUGUUAUAUUCACCGACGAUCCUGAGAAGAGAUACGAGGAAUUCUCCAAUUCUGAGAUCGCGAGCACCGACAGCAACCUGGGUAUUAAAUACGAGAAGGCGGAAAUCUGCGACGACACUAUUCUUUUGCUUCGCUACAACUGCCCUGAUGGCUCGUGCGACGCUGCCUGUUUGGGGUGGCCUGACUUGCACAGGCACGUCAAGAGCGUCCAUCACCAGGUCAUGUGCGACCUCUGUACGCGAAACAAGAAGGUCUUCACUCAUGAGCAUCAGUUGUUCACCAACCAGGAGCUGCGCAAACACGAGAGGUUCGGCGACGAUAACCCUGGUGCCGAGGAUCAGAGCGGCUUCAAGGGUCACCCCGAAUGCGGAUUCUGUGUGAGACGCUUCUACGGAGAUGAUGAGCUAUACGUGCACUGCAGAGAAAAGCAUGAAAGGUGUCACAUCUGUGACCGCCGCAAUGGUGGGCGGCAGCCACAGUACUACGUCAACUACGAGGCACUCGAGGUUCAUUUCAAGAAGGAUCACUUCACAUGUCCAGAUCAGGAGUGCUUGGAAAAGAAGUUUGUUGUCUUCGAAUCUGAGAUGGAUCUGAAGGCGCACCAGCUAGAGGCUCAUCCGAACGGCCUCUCGAAGGAUGCACGUCGUGAUGCUCGCAGAGUGGACAUGGCUGGGUUCAACUUGCGUGGGUCCCAGGAACCGGAGCGUGAGCGUAGGCAAGGCCGCGGCCGUGGUCGCGGAAGAGAUCCCAAUUCCGAGCCCCUCCCUGCGUCGUCGGCCCAACCGCUGCGUAGGGACGAAAUUGCCUACCAAAGGCAGCUGGCCAUCCAGAGCGCUCAAUCCGUAACAUCGAGGACGUUCGGAGGGCAGCUGACCUCUAACCCGACUGAGGCAUAUGCAGCACGGCCCCCGCCCGCCGCCCAGGAACCUCGCACCGUUACGGCCGCCAGACCCGCAGUUGACUUUCCGUCCCUGUCUUCGCUGAGUGUCAGUGACACCGCCAAUCAAGCACGGGCCGCAUCGCCAGCAAGGGACACACCACUCACACCGCAGGAGCAAGCGCGCAGGUUGCGGCACAAUGCCGUUACCGAGCGCGCGUCCAACAUGCUCCGCAAUGACCAAACAAAGGUUGCCAACUUCCGCCAGAAGGUCUCGUUCUACAAGAAUGGCACCAUGACGGCCCCACAGUUGGUCGAGGCGUUCUUCUCCCUGUUUGACACGUCCUCGGCUGAACUAGGCAAGUUGAUCAAGGAGCUUGCCGAGAUCUUUGAGAUCUCUACGAAAAAGGACGCCCUGCUCAAGGCUUGGAAUGACUGGAAGGCAAUCAACGAGGACUACCCCUCUCUUCCCGGGCCUAGCGGUGUACCGGCAAGCAGCGCAGCGGCCGCCCUUGGAGCAGGAAGUUCCAGGGUCCUCAAACUCAAGAGUUCAACGGCCCAGUCGUCGCGCUCGGCAGUGGGCCAGAAGGGCGGGUGGAACUCUACUUCCACCAGCUUGUUCCCUCCCCUGCCGUCAUCUGCGUCGUCGAGCAGGGCUGCGACAGGAACGGGGAGCGCCAACUGGGCGUCUUCAGCUCCGUCGUCCAGCAAGCCGUCGCCAGUUCCGUCUCGGACGGCUUCGCAGACGAACCUGGUCAGCAAGAAGGCGCCGCCCAGCGGUGACGCGUUCCCCGCGUUGCCUGCGGCCAAGAAGCCGACGUCGACUGUCUUCACGCCCGGCUACAACGGACGUGCGGUGCGCAACGUCAAGGGCAACGGCCCUGCAGUCAGCGCGUGGGGUGCGAGUGGAGCCGGCAGCGGAUCAUCAACACCCGCGGAAGCCCUGGCCGACGAGGCAGCUGCAGGUGGAGGCAAGAAAAAGGGAAACAAGAACAAGAAGCAGACUCUGUUUCACUUUGGUUGA